CACGGCACUCGUAUUCCAACAAACAGUAUCAUAGCUCUUCGAGGAUAUAUACUGCGAGUAUACCAUCACCUGUCGCUGAAUCCACCAGGACGCAGGCAAUAAUUCCGACGACAUCUUUUGCCACAACAAAAUCCGAAAGCGGGAACGUUGCCAUGUCGGCGUUUGUAGCAGGCGAAACUAUCGUCAAAAUUUCCGAAAUAGAUUGCCACGGAUAUGCCAGUGAUAGUGCAACGGGCCUCUUCGAAACCAGGGAAGAUUUAUGGGUGAACUUUGACGAGAACCGAGACGAGCAAAGUAACGAUUGGACAGUCGACAGAUUCAGCGCAGACAGUGAUGAAAAGAGGGAAGGCACUAGCACCGACUUAUCGGUAUCAACACCAAGAGCCAACGGUACCUUGCUACAAGCUCCUAUGACAUAUCCAAAGAAAACUGUUUUACAAAAAUGGGAAAGCAUCAUCAGAGCCAAUCACGGGGUAGAGAACUUUGGAAAGAUAACCCAUUUUGACGAAACCAAAUCGCCAUCCUCUCGAUUGCAUAACAGUCGACCAGUCGGUGUUCUCACAAGCGACUCAAACAAGUCGACAAAGACAAGAAAUCGCCGGUCCUUUGGCCUCAGCGAUGUCACAAACAACCUGAAUACGCCGUCGCCAGUCUCGAACUUUGUAAGAUCAGAUUGUGCCGUCGCAAAGAGUCAAACGGAUGCUAAAGAGGCCAUUAAGUCUAGAUUAUCGUUUGGUUCGAGCAAUUUUACAMAGCCCUCAACUUUUACGAAAUCAAAAGAUCAUACAAGCAACAACAACAAAUUUCAGCCUGCAAGAGAACGUAGAUCUUUCGGUUUGAGCGAUUUUGUCGAAGGCUUGGAUACACCAUCAGCGAACAGACCRGAUCGGAACGAUACUUUUUUCGGAGAAACUAGGAACGCCACCAAUCUUCGUUCUCAAUCUGACUCUCUCGUGUCGAAAGUGACAAAGAUUGUGAGUUCAACAGAGCAAGAUAAAAAACUCGAGAAGUUGGUUGGUAUGCAAAAUGAUCGUGUCAUCGAGGAAAACGAGAUUUCGAAGAGGGCCGGAAAAAGCAACUCAAUGAAACACACAACCAGUMGCCAUUUUCCUCUGCAGAGUGUUGACAACAUGAAGUUCACCUCCUUGGCUUGCUCUGACAACUAUCAGGAGAAAAGCAAGACGAAGUUCAAGAAGACGCCAGUUCGUGCCCUUGUCAUUUUAGAACACCCCAAAAAGUGUGAUGUAGUGGCAGGCGAAGCUAUACAGUGCAACAGAGACGAAGGUAUACUUAUGAUCAAGAAUUUGAACACGAAGAUCGAUGGCGCUGAGUGUGAGUGUUUGAGUUCCGUAUUUAGCGGGAAGGACGACCUGAUUUCCUUCUUUUUGCCCCAAAUGGGAAUGGCUUGUGGUUGCGGCCGAAAGCGCAACCGCCUUGUCAAUCCCGACGAUCCAACAUCACUAGAAAACAUUUUACGGCCAUGGCAAGUGGAGUUUCUCAAGAGUAUUGGCAUCUACCAGGGCGAGGAGUUUGUCAAAGCAGUUCAUCGGAGUGGCGGUAUCACGGCGAGGGCAAUGCGGCAGUGGAGGAAGAAACGUGGCAUGAACUCGUUCAAAACAAGUGCUUGUGCAACUGCCCUCCAGAUAUGGUCUAAGAUCUGCAAGGCCCACGUUCGAUCGAUCCGUCGGCAAGCCCUCGCGGGAAACGAAAACYUUGAAUGUAUGCCUCUCGAUGAAGCUUUGUUUCGCGAAAUGUCUCAAUUUCUUGAAGGCCUGCCCGCAGCACCCAAGCGACGAGAUCAUUUUGCGGACGGAUUCGACGAUUUCGAGCCCGGAUCACAAGUUGAAGUUUAAACCAGGUGUCUGAUAAUUUCUCUGCCCCUCCCGACGCUUAUUAUUUAAUUACAUUAAUAAUUGUACGACUAUCGA
Messenger RNA from Pseudo-nitzschia multistriata, 1928 nucleotides. Lineage: Eukaryota; Bacillariophyta; Bacillariophyceae; Bacillariales; Bacillariaceae. The record is from the annotation of a GenBank genome assembly.